Molecule: messenger RNA, 999 nt
Organism: Odobenus rosmarus divergens (Pacific walrus)
Lineage: Eukaryota; Metazoa; Chordata; Mammalia; Carnivora; Odobenidae
Product: elongation factor 1-alpha 1-like
Exons: 2
Coding region: 1-765 (254 amino acids)
Source: RefSeq, a predicted model, not a curated record
AUGGGAAAGGAAAAGACUCACAUCAACAUUGCCGUCAUUGGACACGUAGAUUCAGGCAAGUCUACUACUGGUGUGGUCAUCUACUGGUCAUCUGAUCUAAAAUGUGGUGGGAUUAACAAAAGAACUAUCAAAAAAUUUGAGAAGGAGGCUGCUGAGAUGGGAAAGGGCUCCUUCAAGUAUGCCUGGGUCUUGGAUAAACUGAAAGCUGAACGUGAAUGUGGUAUCACCAUUGAUAUCUCCCUUCGGAAAUUCGAGACCAGCAAGUAUUAUGUAACCAUCAUUGAUGCCCCAGGACACAGAGACUUUAUCAAAAACAUGAUUAUAGGCAUAUCUCAGGCUGACUGUGCUGUCGUGAUUGUUGCAGCUGGUGUUGGUGACUUUGAAGCCAGUAUCUCCAAGAAUGGGCAGACCCAUGAGCAUGCCCUUCUGGCUUACACACUGGGUGUAAAACAACUAAUUGUUGGUGUUAACAAAAUGGAUUCCACUGAGCCACUCCACAGCCAGAAGAGAUAUGAGGAAAUCGUUAAGGAAGUUAGCACCUACUUUAAGAAAAUUGGCUACAACCUUGACAUGGUAGCAUUUGUGCCAAUUUCUGGUUGGAAUGGUGACAACAGGCUGGAGCCAAGUGCUAACAUGCCUUGGUUCAAGAGAUGGAAAGUCACCUGUAAAGAUGGGAAUGCCAGUGGAAACAUACUGCUUGAAGCUCUGGAUUGCAUUCUGCCACCAACUCGUCCAACUGACAAGCCCUUGUGUCUGCCUCUCUAGGACGUAUACAAAAUUGGUGGUAUUGGUACUGUCCCUGUGGGCUGAGUGGAGACUGGUAUUCUUAAACCUGGCAUGGUGGUCACCUUUGCUCUCCAGUCAAUGUUACAACUGAAAUAAAGUCUGUUGAAAUGCACCAGGAAGCUUUGAGUGAGGCUCAUCCUGGGGACAAUGUGGGCUUUAAUGUCAAGAAUGUAUCUGUCAGGGUAUGUUCAUCGGGGCAAUGUGGCUGGUGAC